Daphnia carinata is the source of this 1919-nucleotide messenger RNA. It is a transcript of the gene 26-29-p, whose product is annotated as digestive cysteine proteinase 2-like. The record is from RefSeq and is a predicted model, not a curated record. Lineage: Eukaryota; Metazoa; Arthropoda; Branchiopoda; Diplostraca; Daphniidae. Gene Ontology annotation, biological process: immune response. Gene Ontology annotation, cellular component: lysosome. Gene Ontology annotation, molecular function: cysteine-type endopeptidase activity. Bases 140 to 1894 code for a protein of 584 amino acids. The transcript is spliced from 14 exons.
AAUGUUCUACGGCUUUGCAGCAAGUGGAUGUCAUUAGUGCCUUGUUAGCGAUUCGAAGAGGCGUAAUUCCGAGUUUACUUGUUUGUACAAAUUUUAGUAGUUUCAGUAGCUAGUUGGAUAUUCGCCCACUCAGCAGAAAAUGUUGCACUUUGGGAGAUCGUGGUGUCUUCCCUUCCUUUUCGCUCUAAUUGCGCAGGCGAUUGGAGGCACUGAAGACAAUGAGGUAGCCUCCCAACAUGAAAGAAAUACAUGGUUUAAAAAAUGGAGACUUCCUCAACAUUUUCACCAUCCUUCUGCUCCCAAAGACUCUCCAUCUCCUCCUUCCUGGAGUAAAGCUUAUAUAACUGAGGGGAUUCUCCACCUUCCAUAUGCUGAAAUUGAUGAAGAUUUCUAUGCUUGGGUUGAUUUAGAUAGUGGGAAAAGCAGAAUUGAUUUUUAUGGAGGCAUGAUGAAGACAUAUCAACUAUCCAGUGAAGGACCAUAUGGUACGGCAAAGAAAAUAGCCCCAAUGACCACUGAAACAGUAAAAAAUCAGUUGAAUUGUUUUCAGACUUCUGGAAGUGCUGAAGAGCCAGUGGAAGCUCAAGGAGUCCUACCUGAUAUCUCAAACUUUAAGUUAAUUGGCAUCGAAGUCAUGAAUGGUCAGAGUUGCGAAAAGUGGGAGUACAUUAGCACCGUCGGUGAUAAAACAAAUCGCUAUACUAUGUGGCUCCAGCAUCAAUUUGCUGGAACCCGUCAGCAAAUUACCGUUCCCGUCAGAUACGAAAUGAAGGGAUAUAAUUCCCUUUUGGGUUCUCAUUACGAUCAUUAUUACUUAGACUAUACCAGUUUUACAGCAGAGAAACCAAAUGAAGGCGCCUUCAUGAUUGAUUCUGAUGUCGGCGAAUGUCAUGGAUUCCCGGGCCCUGGCGUUGAUCACGUUUAUACAUUUAAUCCGAUGCGGGAAUUCGCGCAUGACCACACCAAGCAUGUGGAUGAUACUUUCGAUUCGUUCGUUCGUCAUCAUAAAAAGGGUUACAAAAACGUAACCGAACAUGAACAUCGCAAAGAUAUUUUUAGGCAGAAUAUGAGAUUCAUCCACUCAAAGAAUCGGGCUGGUUUAUCAUACAAACUGGCUCCAAACCAUAUGGCCGACCGAUCUUCGGAUGAGAUUAAAUACAUGCGUGGGAAGUUACGUUCCACAGGGUACAACGGAGGAUCGGCUUUUCAUUACACUAAAGCCGACGUUGAAAAUUUGCCCGAUCAAAUGGAUUGGAGGCUUUAUGGCGCUGUUACCCCUGUAAAAGACCAGAGCGUGUGUGGUUCUUGCUGGAGUUUUGGUACUGUGGGAACUAUCGAAGGGGCUCUCUUCCUUAAAACAGGCAAACUUACCCCACUGUCUCAACAGGCUCUUGUGGAUUGCAGUUGGGGAUUCGGCAAUAAUGGCUGUGAUGGAGGAGAGGAUUUCCGUGUGUACCAGUGGAUGAUGAAGCAUGGAGGCAUUCCAUCAGAUGAGAGCUAUGGUCCAUACCUUGGAGCUGAUGGCUACUGUCACAUAGACAAUUCUAGUCUUGUCGCUUCCAUUAAAGGCUAUGUUAACGUAACAUCGGGGGACAUCGAUGCGUUACGCGUUGCCAUUUUCAAACACGGUCCCAUAUCUGUUGCUAUCGAUGCUGCGCAUCGUGCGUUUUCGUUUUAUGCCAACGGAGUUUAUUACAACCCUGAAUGCGGCAGCGGAGAAGAUAGUCUGGAUCACGCUGUUCUGGCUGUUGGUUAUGGAAUCCUGAAAGGCGAACCGUAUUGGUUGAUUAAAAAUUCGUGGUCGACUUAUUGGGGAAAUGCUGGGUAUGUUUUGAUGUCGCAAAAAGACAAUAAUUGUGGUGUCGCGACAUCGCCAACUUAUGUAAUCAUGUGAGAUUACUUUGAAGCCAAUUGAAAAA